GACUGGUGGCUGGCCGACAUGUACCUGGGCAACCCGCUGCCGCUGCCGGUCAACUCCAACCCCGGCAUGGUGUUCCCGCCGCGCAGCUUCCGCUCGGCGCACGACCAGGCGCAGUUCGCGGCGCGCUUCCUGCGCUGCCUGCUUGACCACAAGGACGUGCUCGACUGCAAGGCGCUGCCCGUGGAGCGCGCGACGAGCCGCGAGAAGGGCCAGCCGCUGUGCAUGGCGCAGUUCUACCGCCUGCUGGGCCACUGCCGCACGCCGGGCGCGCCGCGCCGGCUGUCGGAGCGCGAGCUGUGCGCGCAGCUGAUGCACGUGCUGCGCGAGGCGCCCAGCCUGCCGCCGGCGCCGCCGCUGGGGCUGCUGACGGCGCAGCGCCGCGACGUCUGGGCGUCGCACCGACACCUGCUGAUGCAAGACGAGCAGAACCGCGCCAGCCUGGAGCAGCUGGAGUCGAGCCUGGUGCUGGUGUGCCUGGACGAGCCGCUGCCCGCCAGCUUCAACAGCCGCACCCUGCGCGAGAGCCGGCCGGAGGUCGCCAGGGGCCACCAGGUGGUGGGCCGCGACGAGACCAACAUGGCGCACCAGAUGCUGCACGGCGGCGGCUCCGCCCUCAACGGCGCCAACCGCUGGUUCGACAAGACGGUGCAGGUGGUGGUGUCGAGCGACGGCGUGUGCGGGCUGUGCUACGAGCACUCGCCGGCGGAGGGCGUGGCGGUGGUGCAGCUGAUGGAGCAGGCGCUGGCGGGCUGCGCCGACCUGCCGCCCGCGCCCUCCGAGCCGCCGUGCGCGCCGCCCCACCUGCCGCCCCCGCGCCGCCUGCUGUGGCGCCCCGACGCCGCCCUCAGGGAGGCGCUCCAGCGCGCCGCGCAGCACCUCGACGGCUUGGUGGAGGACUUAGACUUCUACGUCUAUCGCUAUGCAGGCUACGGGAAAGAAUUCAUUAAAUCGAGCAAAGUCAGCCCUGAUGCCUAUAUUCAGCUAGCGUUGCAACUAGCGUACUUCAAGCUCAACCGUCGGCUCGUGGCAACUUACGAGAGUGCGUCUACGAGGCGGUUCCGGCUGGGGCGAGUGGACUGCAUCCGGUCUGCCACUCCGGAGGCCCUGCAGUGGGUGACGGCGAUGUGCCAGGAUGAGGACGAUGGGACACAGCCUUCUGGAAAACGGGUAACAUUCAGCCUCUAUGAUGAAAAAAAGAAGCUUGAGCUGUUUGAUGCUGCAAUCAAAAAACAAACGGAGAUAAUGGUUGAUAACAUUUUAGGUCAGGGUAUUGAUAUCCAUUUGCUUGGUCUCAGAGAAAUGGCUAAAGAGCUUGGGGAACCAUUGCCAGAAAUUUUCUCUGAUGAUUCAUACAAAAUUGCCAAUCAUUUCUCACUGUCUACUAGUCAGGUUGCAACAGCAACUGACAGCUUCAUGGGUUAUGGACCAGUUGUUCCUGAUGGGUAUGGUGCAUCAUAUAACCCAAGAUCAGAUACUAUCACUUUCUGUCUAUCAGCAUUUCACUCGUGCCAGACUACAAGUACAUGGAAGUUUGCUCACAGCCUUGAAGAGAGUCUUAACAGAAUGCAACAACUGGUUGGCAAUCGACAAUAGAACCAACAUUUGUUGUUUACAAAGAAUAAGUUCUGUUGAAGCCAAUAUUAAGCUAGUAAGGAUGCUAUUAGAAACUCACUCAGUAUUACUGGAACCAAAUACCUCUUCAUUUCUCUUAUUACUAUGAUCACACUGCAACACAUUUCCUCAUAGGAAAUGCUGAAACAAUCUCUAAAAAUUGAAAUUGUGCAAUAUUUUCCUACUAGGAAUACACAUCAAUAAGAAUAAAUACGCAGUAGGUUCUGAAAACAAUAUGAAAGUUUCUGUGUAUGCCUCAACAAAUUACAAUAAAUAGCAUGUUUAGUUUAUCAUUGGCGAUCAAAAAAGAAGGUAAAUUUACUAUUCUACUUUCAGGAGUUUAUUAGAUACGUAAGAGCAAAUUGGUUUUACAAUGUUACUGUAAUCACUAUGCACAACAUAAUAUGUAGAUAAGAGGAGUACCAGCACAUACAGCUCCAGCAGAUAUUUAGAGAUCUUAUGCACAAUACUAAUAGAUGGCACUUAUUUGAUUAAUUAGAUUUCUUUUGCAUUUUGUUCCUACACCAGUCAUCAGUUGUUCUGGGCACUGUAGUUAUCUGGUUACAGCACAUUCAGUUCAGUCAUUAGAGUCAGAACAUUGAUAAAUAAUAAGUCUAAAACUUAAAGAACAUCAUUUCCACAGUGCUGUUAGUUUAAAACAGUACAGUACUAAGCAGUGGUAGCUAAUUUCAAGCAUGUGAUCAUUAUCAAGAGCAAAUGUCAUCCUCAUUUGCAUAGACAUCAAUGGACAUGCCCUUGGAAUAGGUAACUCCCACGUACACACACACAGUAAUUUUUAAUUAAAUAUUUAUUUCCACACAGUAUAGAAUAAACUGCUGGUACUCUUUCAUUAUUAUAGUAUUUUCCAAUUUAUAAGAGAUCAUUUCUUUCCCUAGUACCAGGUUUCUGGGACACAGGCCAACAAUGUGAACUUCUAGCAAUACUGCCUGUGCUUUCUGAAAAAUUAUUUAUCCACAAUAGUUUUCAUUGCGUGACAAAGAUACAUUGUCAGAAGAAGUGCUGCGAAUAUUUUUAAAAAAUUACUUUUAGCAACUACACAAUAUAGCUGUCCUUAAUACAUCUCUGCUAUUAUACACCAAUUGAUUGUUACAAAUAAUGAUUAAAUUACAGUGUUCCUCUCUUAGGCAAAUGUAAUUAUUAUUUACACACUGCAGUUUUCAUCGUAGUAUUAAGAAAGAUGAGUUACUACUACAUUUUACAUUCUCGGUGCUACAUGUCCAACAUUUGCAAAGUUUUCUAUGAUAUGACAACAGUUUGUCUGGAAAAAUAAAUAUGUCCAUUUUAACACACCUUUCCCAUGAUUGUUAGUGAACCAGUAGCUGUGAUACAGUUCUCUUAGUUGGAAACUGUCAGUUUAAACAAUGUUAUUCUAAAAUUUAAUGCUUUCCAGUGGCAAGAAAAUGUUUCCAGACUCAAAUAUAAAAUGUAAACAUAAAAUUGAAAGUAACAAACACUCAUUGUAGUUUGUUCAUUUAGAAUCAAUCUGUUAUGCCAUGAAAAGGGAAAUGGUGAAUUUUUCACCUUCAGAUUUUGCUGCCAUCUCAAAUUUUCUAACUUAUCUGCUGACUAAAAUGAUAACUCACCAAUUGGCACUGUCAGUGUUGAUAAUAGGUAGUAUUAUGUAAAAUGGUUGUGCAGUAACUAUUUUUGAGAACAAUGGUUUUUAGAGUGCCUUUACUUUCUUCAACUAGAGAUUUCUUCAGUUGUGCCAUGCUGGUGAUCACUACGCACAUUAACAUAUUCUCAAACAUAUCAUUAAAUAUAUUAUGCUUAAAAUUGAUGUUAGAAAUUUCAUUUUAUAGAAAAUUUACAAGGUAAAAUUUGUACCCUAUUGACUUACCAGAUUCAUUGGCUGCAAAUUAAUGUGAUGUAGUAUAUGACAUAGACACCUAUGAAUGCUGUUAUGAGUAGCAACUGUUAAUUGUGAAUUAAAAUCAAAUAUAAUUGUGUGAUAUUUGUUUAGUUUAUAGUGAUCUUUAAUACUGUUGUUCUUUAACAAAAAUUUAUUCUGUUUUAAAAAAAUAAAAAUUUUAUUCAUAGUUAGCCAUGAAUGUGAAAUAGCUUUUGUUCUACACUGUUAAAUAUGUGUAUGCCACAUAAGACCACAAUUAUCAUUAUUAAAUGUAUAGCACAUUAGUACAAGUAAGAGAUAGUGAGUGAGUAGCAAUGUAAUGAGGCUACAGCAUAUAAAACAGCUGUUGACAACUAUCCUGCUCUGUUUUUAUGCUAAGUCCUACACAUAAUUUUCUGUUACAGUAGUGUAUAGUGGAGAAGUGCCAAAUUGCAGCAAAAAGCAUCUACUUUUUUUGGACACCAGUUGUUACCCAAAUCUGAAACUUCAAAUAGGAAUAUGUUCCUAUCCUGUGAUUUAGUCAUGAUGUUUUUGGUUAAGUUCAGUAUACCAUUUUGCAAACAUGUCUGAAAUACUUGAAAAUGCUUUUAAUGAAAGUACCACACACAUAUACUGAUACUUAUGAGGAAAUAAGAGUUCAUAAUAGACCAUUUUUUGAGACUUGCUAUGUUUACCAAGCAUACCUUUCUGCUUCAUCUUAUAAAGACUCUCCAGGAAUACACCCAUUUUAGUUUAUGUGUCUUGACUAAAUCAUGCUAACAUAUAAGCUACAAUAUACUAAAAACUAUAUUUUCAAAAUUAAACAGGACAAACAAAUAUCAGACUUGAAAUUGCAACAAAGAUAAGAGCACUAUUAAAGAGUCAACAUCAAGCUUCUUUGGUGUAAAAGGGAACAGGUAGCAAACUUGAAUUAUUUUAAGAAUUGUAAUAAAUUUUGGAAGGUGGGUGAGGUGCUCAAGAGGAAUUAAACAACAGUCAUUAAAACAGCAACUCAGAUUCUCCCAGCAGAUCUCAAUGGUAAUUUGAGACUUCCCUGUUACUUUUGUAUAUAUGCAUAGUUUAUGCUUUUAAUAAAAUGAAAUUUUAAAAGUA
Messenger RNA from Schistocerca piceifrons (Central American locust), 4576 nucleotides. RefSeq names its product choline O-acetyltransferase (gene ChAT). Lineage: Eukaryota; Metazoa; Arthropoda; Insecta; Orthoptera; Acrididae. Gene Ontology annotation, biological process: neuromuscular synaptic transmission; acetylcholine biosynthetic process. Bases 19 to 1593 code for a protein of 524 amino acids. Gene Ontology annotation, molecular function: choline O-acetyltransferase activity. Gene Ontology annotation, cellular component: neuron projection; cytoplasm. The transcript is spliced from 9 exons. The record is from RefSeq and is a predicted model, not a curated record.